Messenger RNA from Sphenostylis stenocarpa, 204 nucleotides. The record is from the annotation of a GenBank genome assembly. Lineage: Eukaryota; Viridiplantae; Streptophyta; Magnoliopsida; Fabales; Fabaceae.
AUGAGACAAGUUUUCAUAGCCGACAAGAGACAACAAAAAGAAGCCAUGGUGGAACUCAGCACGAUGCCCUUACUUGCUCUACGGGAAUCUGUUGAAUAUUACUUGUUUGAAACACAGUUCUUGGUUCUCUCAAUUCGACAUUUAACGUUGCACGUUUCAACGUUGGACCUCACAAGUGUUCCACUUUAUCACCCCCAUGAGUAA